Molecule: messenger RNA, 8349 nt
Organism: Symbiodinium sp. CCMP2592
Lineage: Eukaryota; Dinophyceae; Suessiales; Symbiodiniaceae
Source: the annotation of a GenBank genome assembly
AUGGCCAACCAGGUGGUUUGGAAGUGCCAACCAUGUGGCCGCACGUGUGGAAAGACGGCGGAGUUUUGUGCUCAAUGUGGCCAGCACUGGUCCAAGGUAGCCGAGGGCUACACCGGUCAAGGCUGGCGACACAGCUGGAGAUCCGAGGCAAGCGACGGGCAAUACCCGCAGUCGCCCCGCCGGAGAUCCCCUCGCAAGCGCCCGCCCAAGGGGCCCGGGCAGAAAGGCGGGAAGCAGCAGGGACAGCCACAGCCGGUCAAAGGCGGCAAAGGUGGCAAGUCCGAGCCAUCCAGACCCUCGCUGGACUCCUUGCCUGCACCUCCGCCAGCUCCGGUGGUUGUGGGGCCCAAGACUGCUACCACUCCGGCCCCCACGUCUGGGGUGCCGUCAGCAGAGCGGGCCCAGCUCGAAGCUUUGACAGGCUGCCUCUUUGCAGCCAAGGAUGCCUUGCCUGCGGAAGUCAGGGAGACUCUGGAACGCCUGCAGCUGGUGGAGACACAGUCAACGGCCAAGGACCUCCACAAAGCAGUGGCGGCCCAGUCGCAGGCGAAGAAGCAGCUCCUACACGUGCAGGCCUCCAGGGCGUCCUAUCUGGAGGCUUGGCAUACCUACGUGGACAAAGUGUCCAGCCUCUUGCAGACACAGCUCAACGAGCAAAUCGAGCAACUUACGGCUUUCGACGAAACAGAGCUACAGUGGACUACGGCUCUGGAAAAGGCGUCCAUGGACCUCGCACGCCUUGCAAGAUCCUCUUCGAAUCCGGCCGAGCAAGUCGAGAUGGAGUGCGACGAGGAGGAGGACCAUCUGGCCGACACGGACAUCCGGACGGAGCGCGAGCUCUCGCAAAGGCGAGAGAAGCAGCUACAUGCAUCCCGGCAGCUGGUGGCUUCUAUCGAGUCGGUACGACUCAAUGCUCAGGAGCAGCUCCAGCAGCAUGGAAGGGAAGGAUCACGGACGCCCAGACGGCGCAAAGCGGAUGUGGACCUCACCAAGGAAGAGAACCUCGAGGAAUCCAAUCGACAAUCCGGGCCUGCCGAUUCAGGGCAGGAUGGUGGCGGCAGCAAGGAUGGCAAGAAUGGCGACAAUGCUGAAGACUUCGUGGACGAGUGGUGUGCCAGUUUUUCUGGUGCAGCCUUGGCGCAUGAAGUAUCCCUUUUUGAACUGGACCUGGAAGUGGAGCAUACUUUCUGGACAGAUCCGCGACACGCCGCCGGGCAGUAUGACUUUGAGGAGGCAGCUUGGGAUACGCUGCCGACUCAGAGCUGCGACUAUGAAGCUCUGGAAGUUUUCUUCACGGAGAGCUACGCCGACGCCCACUGCAAACGCGAUGGUCAGACAGUCCUUUCGGGCACAGCGCUAACUUCUCGGACGUUCCGAGUUCCCACCCUGCACAUGGCCAAGCAGGUGGUAGAGCUUGACGAAGUUCGAGGAAUUAGCCGAGCUGCUCUUGAAAGUGCCAAUCAGCGCGCCCGUGCCCUAUCCUCCGCUCUCACAUUCUUCCCGAGCGUCGAGGUUCGUGAGCGCUACAAGGUCGGUUCCGUGUCGAACCUUGGCGCCAAUUGCAAUGUGCACAAUGAUGCAUCAACCGAGCUGCCCUGCACAUCAUCACCAAAUCCCCUACGGCGCUGCAAGGUCGGUUCCCUGUCGAACCUUGGCGCCAUCUGCUCCCUUCCGCCAGUGCAAAGUGAGCUGCACAUCAAAAGCCUCGAUGACAAGCAUGCCUCCCCUUACCGAGUUGUCAGCUGGCCCCAACAACCACCUGGGCGCUACAAGGUCGGUUCCGUGUCGAACCUUGGCGCUGCCAGCUCUCGGAUCAAUGACGCUGUGCUCUGGACACACUCCAGCAUGGCUUCUAUGUGUGCAAAUGCUCGACUGCCCUGCGACACACCACAGGACCUGUCACAGCGCUACAAGGUCGGUUCCCUGUCGAACCUUGGCGCCUACUCUCCUCCUGUCGCAGCCCCAGCGUCGCCUGCACUCUCUGUGCCGACUGCGCGCUCUAUGCCUAAGGCCAGCGCAAUCACCGAUCUGCACAUGAUCAUUGCAGCACAGGUCCAAAUUGGACCAGAAUGGCUGGCAGGCCCCUUCCUGAACACUGAUGCAAGGAGCCUAACGCGCAUGCAACUCGAGCCUGCCGCGGCAGAUCGUGACACCCGCUACACGAUCCUCGAAUACCGCAGUGACACCAUUGUGCGACGGUCCAUGCCCGCCUGGACUCCACUUGAGUAUGUUGCACACGCUAUCAGACAGGUGCCUUACCGAGUUCAAAGGGCUUACUUCCUUGAGGUGCCACUGCCUGGUUACCCAUGCCCCCAGAUCCUUCUCACUCCUGCUGGUCUGCCUCUUGGGCAUCGGACCCUGCCAAUCGAUCUUCGACCACUUCAGGGUCUGCUGCAUGUGGUUAGAGUUCCCUGCGGCCUUGAAACCCCGGCACUAUGGGACACUCUGCAAGACAAGGGUGUUGAAGACCUGGAUGCCCUAGCAACGGCCACCCGCGACGGCCGGCUAACACUGACGGACCAAAAUGGCCGCAUUGUUCAACAUACCCGACCAUUGCCUGAGCAGCAAUGGUUGAUAACACCAGGCAUCGAGGAGGACUUGCCACCUACUUUUGUUCUGCGCUACGUCGGUGGUGGGCCGCUGACCUUCCGGUUACCCCGGCCGCCACAGCCGAUAGAGCCGCCCAGACAUGCCACGGCCGCUGAAAUUGAAGCCUUACGUGCUGCCGAGCAUCCUGGGCCCGCGUGGCCCGAUACCACCUCCACGACCACAGCCAUGUGCGCUGCGCAAAAGACCGUUGAAAGGCCUGCCUCAAAACCUCCUGGAAUGCCCGAGCCAGACAUCGAGCCACCCUCUCUACUUCAACGAGUCGCGGCCCAAGCUGACGGAAAGCUUGGACAGACUAGUCGGCCACAAGAAGUGCCCUCCAUUCUGCCCGGGUACCUCGAGCGCGAUUGUCUCCAGCAGGAAAGCGUCGAUGUUUACUCAUGGGGUGCGACUGCAGGCGCGCCCAAUCAUGCUUACACCAUCUUUGAUGUUGUCAGACAUGCCACGACUCGGCCGCGCCCCAGAGAAGGCACUCUGACUGCGAUCAUCCGCGCAGCAGUGCUUGAAGCGCCUUUCCCUGUCGGCGCUGUUCAGGUGCUCAUGAAGGGUGUUCAGGGAUUGCCGCAGCCGCAACUGGUUUUGCACCAAAGGACGCCGUUGAUAGACUUCGACCAGUGCUGCCCGCGGCAACUGCUUCGAGUGUUUGUCCUUCUCCCGUACACCUGGCCACUGCAUGUCGGAACAUUCCACCCGCCAGAGGGCGGCUGUUUGGUCCUUGGUAUUCACCACGGCCUUGCUCAACUUGAUGACUGCCCACCAGCCAUGCUGGAGACAUACCACACCAGGGCGGUCAGCAUCAGCGAAAGGCAGCGCAUGCUCCACAACCGCAAAGACCUCCUUACAACGAUGGUAGACUGCCCAUGCAUCGAAGGUGCUUUCCGAUGCAGCGAUGCUGAGCCCAGCGAUACCGGUGCACUUUGGGCUCAUAACCUAUGCGAAUCUGGACCCGGUGCAGAGGCUACCUCAAAGCCUGGCCCCACCAUCCUGUCGCUUGACCAGCUCAUUGCACAACACGCCGAACGUCGAGAGGCCGGGGGACUCCUCACUGGAGUUUCUGCAGAUAUGUUCCCAUUCUUGUUUGAACAGUAUAGCCUUGCACUCUUCAGUCCUGAGUGGCAGCAUAUCCCUGAUGUGCCGUCCACCACACGGCAAUUUCUAGAUGGUCUCCGGACCUUGCCCUCAGGUGCCAAACCAGCCGCCAUCCAAUUUUUUGUCGAUGGGUCUUUCUUCCCCGCCGAACAUGGACCCAUUAAGUGCGGGUGGGCCAUUUGUGCUCUCGCAUACUACCAACAAGAAUGGCAAUGGGUUGGCUGGCUAGCCGCAGGUACUGAUCCGGAUGGGGACCACAGCUCGCUCUGUGAACCGGUCAAGUCCUCAUAUGAGACUGAAUUGUCUGCUCUUUGUUUUGCAUUGACAUGCGCAGUCAGCAUGCAAGUGCCUUGCUUGUUUGGGUUCGAUUCGACGUCAGCUGCAGCAACCGCCGCAGCUGAUGCCGUCGACAAAAAUGGGUCAGCGUUAGCUUCAGCUUGUGCGUCGCUCGUGCAUUUGCUGCAACUGCAGGGAUGCGCCCCACUCUGGCAUCAUAUCCGUUCACAUCAGGGGCAUCCCCUGAAUGAGUUCGUUGACGCCACAGCCAAGUUCGCUGCAAAGACGAUGACCUCCUGCCAUAUCCCCACUUCCCUCUCUGAAGCACAGCACGAUGGUACCCUGCCCUGGAUCUGGCUCGCUACAGGAUUGCACCCUUCCGUUCCUCGGGUUGAUCAGAGUGGGAUACUCCGAGAUGCUGCACAGCUCCAAGGGGAUGCCCAUACACUUCACUCUGUGUUGCCUAGCCCUGCGGCUAUGAAGGGUCAGGUCUCCUUUGAUUUCCAGGCUGUAACCUACAACUGCCUGACUCUUAAGUCACAGGCGCAGCAGGAGAGCUUGGCCGAGCAAUUCAACAAGCACCACAGCAGCGUCAUAGGUCUGCAGGAGACCAGGACCACCCUCACAGAGCGCAAAGCCAACCGCCACUUCCAUGUUAUUGGAGGCCCAGCCCAAAAUGGGCAUCUUGGUUGCCAACUCUGGUUGGCACGGAGCAGGCCAGUCGCUUUUUGCGGCAAGACUCCCAUAACAUGGGACCCCACUACCUUUUGUGUGAUUCUGGCCACCCCGCGGCUUUUGCUUGUGACCGCCAAGGCAGCUGACCAAACCUUUGCGUUCCUUGUGGGCCACAGUCCCACUGCCAAGGCUGGUCAAGCCGCCUGCGAACUGUUUUGGCAGCACAUGCACUCAGCAUUGCGGCGCAUCCCGACGAACUCCAUACCCCUUGUCCUUGUCGAUGCCAAUGCCAAAAAUUUUGGGGCCCGGGGUGACCUUGAUGAAAUAGCAGAACCCCAUCAUAAUCACGAAGGUUUUGCCAACCUAGUCGCAAGUCAUGCCCUCACCACAUCGGGGCACGUUGCACAUGAUGGGCAAGAAUUCGUUUCUUGGACAGGCCCAGACGGACAGACAGCCUGCAUUGACUAUGUCCUGUGCCCUACACAGCUCGCCCAGGGCAUGUGUAUACUGGGACCAUUGCCAGGCUUCGUUGGUUAUCUCGACCAUGACCACAAACCGAUUGCCACCCAGAUUCGAUGGCAAACUUCUGGCAGUGUCCGUAGCCCCAAUGCGCGCCUCAAUGGUGACAGCCUCCACACAGCCGCUGGCCGACAAGCUCUCCGGCAGGCUUAUCAAAACAUGCCGCCAGUCCCGUGGGAGGUUUCCGUUGAUGAGCAUCUACGGCGCAUCAAUCAGCAUGUCAUUGACAAUCUGCAGCAAGUUUGCGUUCGCUCAGGCAACAAGCCCAGAGACCGGACCACUUCCGACCACACCUGGGCACUCAUUCGCGACAGACGCCAUUUACGGCGAGAAGUUCACCGCACCCGUGACACCAGCCUCGCGCCGGAGUAUCACACCAUGCUUGGAGAACAGAUCAAAGACCUCGGUCGACUCAUCCGAGCUGCGGCGAUCCGAAAAGCCUUUGACUCCGCGCGCGAGUCUGGAAUUGACACGCUCCACAGGCUCUGCCGCAGCAUCACCAAAUCUGGGCGAAGAUACCGCGCGCCCAGCCUCUGCCCAGCGCUGCGUGCCAAGUCGGGCCAGGUUGAAGACGAUUCCUACAAGGUGCUUGGAGACCACUUUGCCGAAGCUGAGUUAGGCCAGCAUUGUGCUCCGACUGAAAUCGCCACCCGCGAGCCCCUGUAUGAGCCACAGGACUUUUUGCUUCCAAACGCGUUCUCCGUGGCCUCACUCAGCCGUGCCUUUGCCAGCCUGACAGCCAAGCGUGCUUCCGGAGGAUCUCAAAUCCCUGUUGAGGCCUACAAAUUCGCACCCCUCGCCGCAGCACAUUGCCAUGCCCCCUUACUGCUCAAAUGCUUGCUGCGCCGCCAGUGCCCAAUUCUCUGGCGCGGAGGGAUCGCGACUGCGAUCCCGAAACCCCUCAAGCCCGCAGAUUCUGUCGAAGGAUGGCGCAGCAUCCUCUUGCUCGAGGCGGGAGCUAAAGGAAUUGCGAAGGCUAUUAGAAACGACCUUCUGCAGGGAUAUAGUCAACUCCGUCAAGCUGGCCAGAGCGGGUCCAUGCCAGGACAGCCGCUUCAAGUUUCUAUGGCACAUGUAAGAGGCCUUGUGAAGCGAAUCAAGGCGUCAGGCCAAAGCGGCGGUAUCUUGUUUGUAGACGGCAGAGCAGCAUUUUAUUCCGUGCUUCGAGAGGCCCUCCUCGGCACAGACAGUGCGCAGCCACAGCAGUUUGUUGAAAAGCUCGCUGAGCUUGUUUUCCACACCAGGGAAAAGCAAUCUGCCUUCAUUCUUGCUGCGCUUGGUCCAGGGCUCUUACAACAGACCGGCGUUCCCCUUGCUGUGAGAAGAUAUGUUGCGGCUGGUUUGGACCGCACGUGGUUCAGUGUUGGGCAGUCGCCGCGACACGUCUAUGAAACACGUUGCGGCUCUGUUCCGGGAGCACCUCUCGCUGAUCUGUAUUUUCAGAUCAUCUUCAGCCAGGUUCUUGCUAAUAUCUAUGCGGGGCUUGAUGAAAAUGGGUUGAUCGCAAACUGCCCUGGCACCUCAGCUUCCUCACAGCUCAGCCUGCCCAUCCCCACAUGGAUGGAUGACAUCGCCGUGCCAGUACUCGCACCCAAACCCUGCCAGCUUCUUGACCGGGCUGCGCAGGCGGUACGUGUCGUCGACACUGCCAUGCAUGCUGCAGGGAUUCGGCUUAAUUUCUCGCGAGGCAAGACCGAAUUCCUUGCAGUGAUUGGCGGCGAGGGUAGCAGACAACUCAGACAAGAAUGGUUGUGUGCCAACGGUGCGACUUUUACCGUACCCUUGGAGACCGCACCCAUUACCGUACACCUUACGGGGAGCUACAUCCAUCUGGGGUCUGAGAUUGCCUUUUCUGGCAAGGACGGUCCUGACAUUUUCAGACGGCGAAGCCUUGCUCGUCGCCUCACAACUGACCUGAGCAAGCUCAUGCACAACAGCUGCCUGUCGACUGAGGAAAGGCUCAACAUGCUCAUCGCGAUGCCACUGGCCCGCUUCCGGCACGGUGCUGGACUCUGGUCCCUUGAGUUCACUCAGGACCAGCACGCCUACCAGAGUGCAUAUAUCGAGCCCUUUCGCAAAUACUUCCGUGCACUCACCGGCAUCACUUCGCAAGGGCUUGAUGACCACCAACUCUGCCUAUGCCUUGGCAUCUUAACUGCAGCUCAGAUGCGCGAAGUUGACUUGACGCGCCACGUCGGAUGGCUGGCAGCAGACGGUUCCUCGGUCCUCCGUGAACUCUGGCUCACAUCAGGACCUUGGUUCCAAGAAGCGCAGAGGGCAGUCAAAGCCUGCAGUGCGCACCUCGGCAUCCGUCCCACUACUGCAUGGGAAGCACUCCUUGCCAAGCCUUGCCUUGCUAAACAGUGGGCGCGCAGCUACGCUCGGCGAUGCCGCAAAAUACAGCGGCAAUUGCAACCCGCCGCACUGCGUCGAUGGCAAACAUACCAUGAUGCGCAGCAGCAAGGAGCAUUUUUCUUGCAUGUCCGGGAGCGCGCCCGCACAGUUGGCCUCUCCUGCCCUGAAUGCCAAUGUCACUUUGGCAACCCGGCGGCGCUGGGCUCCCAUCGCAGAAAGGUGCAUGGUGUGGCCGCACGAGCCACACAAGUCACAUUCGGCACUCGCUGUGAGGUAUGCUCUACAGAGUACUGGAGUACUCGACGCCUCCGCGAACACCUCAGGCGAAGCUCAACAUGCCUCAAAGUCUGGGAAGCGGCAGACAGAGAGGUAGAGGCCCCCGCUAAUGAUGCUGGACAUGAAUGGCUGCCCUCAGCCAAAGCUUGCGGGCCCAGACCAUGGUGGGCAACCUUGCAGCCUGAAGACCCACCAGAGCCAAGCCCACAAGCAGCCCUACCCAGUGCUGCGAUUUUUGCCAAAUGGCUCGGAGGCGAGAGCUCCAAGAUUUCAGCCAGCCAACUGCUGGAUCUUGUCGAGAAGGGAAUACGAUUUCGACUCACUGAUGACGAUCUCCCCCUCGCCUCUCUUCACAUGCCAGCUGCCACAUAUAGCCUCGUCCAGCAUGCAAUGUGGGCAGCGCAAACGAUUCUCGCGCAGAGCGCAGGAUCGCAGGAGGAUUCCUUCUGGCGCGUUUCGGUACAGGGAAUGCGCGUCAUUUUCUGGCCGAACGGUGUGCGCACCGCGGCCACAAACUGGUCGGAGCUCCCCACGGAGUGGGCCUUUGACUAG